Melozone crissalis (California towhee) is the source of this 1702-nucleotide messenger RNA. It is a transcript of the gene CYTH4, whose product is annotated as cytohesin 4. Lineage: Eukaryota; Metazoa; Chordata; Aves; Passeriformes; Passerellidae. The transcript is spliced from 13 exons. Gene Ontology annotation, biological process: regulation of ARF protein signal transduction. The record is from RefSeq and is a predicted model, not a curated record. Bases 63 to 1283 code for a protein of 406 amino acids. Gene Ontology annotation, molecular function: guanyl-nucleotide exchange factor activity.
CUGAACAAACCAAAUACAAGGAGGAACACCAGUUGUGUUGCAAGUAUAUCGUGCUCUUCAGGAUGGACCUUUGUCCUGCUGAAUCAACUGGCUUGACUGGGGCUGAAGAGGCUGAAAUAGAGACAAUCAGGAAGCACAGGCAGGAGCUUUUGGAUGACAUUGAGAAGCUGAAGGAGCAGAUUGCUGAGCAGAUUGCAGAGAUUGAGCGUUUCCAACGUGAAGAGGAGAAGCAAGUGGCAGACAGUAAUCCUGGAGAGCAGAUCAGCAAGCAGUCAGAGAGGGAUAAAAUUCUGUCCCUGGGCCGGAAGAAGUUCAACAUGGAUCCUGAAAAGGGGAUCCAGUACCUGAUAGAGCACCAGGUAUUGUCUUCAGACCUUCAGGAGAUUGCCAGAUUCCUCCACAAGGGUGAAGGCCUGAACAAGACAGCCAUUGGGGAUUACCUGGGUGGGAGGGACCCCACAAACAUUCAGAUCCUGCAGGCCUUUGUGGCAUGUCACCAAUUUGCCAACCUCAACCUGGUGCAGGCGCUGAGACAGUUCCUCUGGAGCUUCCGGCUGCCUGGGGAGGCGCAGAAGAUUGACAGGAUGAUGGAGGCCUUUGCCAACUGGUACUGCAAGUGCAAUCCAGGAGUGUUCCAGUCCACAGAUACCUGUUAUGUACUCUCCUUCUCUAUCAUCAUGCUUAACACCAGCCUGCACAACCCCAAUGUGAAAGACAAACCCCACUUUGAAAGGUUUGUGUCCAUCAACAGAGGCAUUGACAAUGGAGGGGACCUGCCAGAAGAGCUUCUAAAGAAUCUGUUUGAGAGCAUAAAGAACGAGCCGUUCUCCAUACCAGAGGAUGAUGGCAACGACCUCACCCACACUUUCUUCAACCCUAACCGUGAAGGCUGGCUGGUGAAACUAGGAGGGCGUGUGAAAACCUGGAAACGCCGCUGGUUCAUUCUGACUGAUAACUGCCUGUAUUACUUUGAAUAUACCACGGACAAAGAGCCUCGGGGCAUCAUUCCCUUGGAGAAUCUAUCAGUCCGGAAGGUGGAUGAUCCCAAAAAGCCAAACUGCUUUGAACUCUUCAUUCCCAACUGCAAAGGGCAGAAGAUCAAAGCCUGCAAAACAGAUGGGGAUAGGAAGGUGGUUGAAGGCAAGCAUCAGUCCUACAAGAUCUCAGCAGCCACUCCAGCAGAGCGUGAUGAGUGGAUUGAGGCGAUACGGACCAACAUCACACAGGAUCCUUUCUAUGAUCUGGUCUCUGCCCGUAAGAAAAAGAUUGCCAGCAAAAACUGAACCAUGACCUGGCCACGGCAUCAGAAAGGUGGAGGUUAUUGGACAGCUUCCUUCUCACACUGGGCUCUUCCAGUGAGGAAAUUUGGGAGCUUUGGUUCCAUCUGCCUCCCACCUGGCAGGCAGAUGACUGACAGAACAGCUUGCCCUCUGCCUCUUCCCCUUCCAAACUGAAGGCAGAGGCGCAGGGUGCGAUCCACUGAGGACUCAGAACUGUGGGCAGGGAGUUGCCCAUGCCCAAACAUAAAGGCUCAACAGCAAUUGGCCUUUGGGUUCUCCCAUGUAGGCCCAGACAUGUGGGACAGGACUUGAGAGGAAAAAGGAAUGUCUGCACAGUGUCUCCAGCCCCUCCUGUUGUCACACCAGGCCAGGGUAUUUUUCUGUGAGGGACCAUGUAGAUUCUCUUGGAGCUGAGCAUCUCC